UAUUCUAUUACCUCACCUAUGAAGGCUCAGUAGACCUAGACAGUAUAAAGGACCCAAAUGAGAGAGCUUGCAUGGAGAUACAGAUAAUGGAGUUUGGGCAGGUUCCUAAGCAGCUGUUUACCACACCCCACCCUGUUAGAUCUAUAUCAAAAGAACAUCCACCUGAUAUGGCUAUUCCUCCACAUGUGAUAUCUCAAGAGCAUAGGUCAAAAACCCCAGAAACAGAUCAAGUAGAAGAAGAUGCAAUAUUACAGACUAUAGAUUUUACCAAUAUGCAUAAAAUUGUGACAUUUUCAAAGCAUAAGGAUUCAAUAACUGAUGUAAAAUUAUGUUUGGAGAAAAAGAUGGCAUUUUCUGUCUCACAAGAUAGUUUACUCAAGUUAUAUUGUCUAGAAGAGCAAAGGCAGUUGAGGAGCGUUACCAUUGCAAAUAUGGCCUUGUCAUCUUGUAUAGUGAUGCCAGAUUGUAAAACUGUGAUAUGUGGUGCUUGGGAUAAUAAUGUGUAUUUUUACAGUGUAGAGUAUGGGAAUAUAUUAGACACAUUACAUGCACAUGAUGACGCUGUAAUCAACAUCUAUUGGAGAAAUGAUCUUCUGUUUACAGCCUCAUGGGACUCUACUGUCAAGCUAUGGCAAAUGCCAUGUCCAACAGCAGAUGAUAGUUUUAUUGCAGCAGAAUACUUUGUACAACUAGACCACGACUAUGGUGUAAGUGAUAUAGCUGUAGAUGACAACUGUGAUAUAUUGGUGUCUGCCACUAGGGAGGGACAUAUCUAUGUCUGGGAUCUACAAAAAUAUGCUCUUAAAAAUGUCUUUCAAGCUCAUGAAGGAGUUAUAAAUGCUGUAAGAUUGGACCAAGGGUGUAGCAAAAUAGUGAGCUGUGGUACUGAUAGUUAUCUCAGGAUAAUAGACUUAGGGUCCGGAACAGAAAUCUUCGUAAAGGAUAUCAGAGAGAUAGUACUUUGUCUUGCCAUGGUGAAUAAUGUAUUGCUAUUAGGAACAGAAAAAGGUCAUAUACAAGUGUGGGAUAUGGAAAAAGUACAGAUGUUGCAUCAAUUUAAGGCCCAUGAAGGUGCAGUUACAUGUAUACACAUGACAAAUGAUAUGUUUUUACUGUCUGGGAGUGAAGAUAGAUCUGUGAGCCUCUGGAGACCGUCAAUAAAAUGAUCAUCAUGUGUAAGAUUGGCUUGAAAACAGUUAAAGCGAAGUGAAGAAUGAGUGCCAAAAGAAAAAAAAAUAGAAUGAGUUAUAUAUGCAGACAUAUUCCUGUCGUUUGAAAAUUACAUAGUUACAUUAACAAUUUUACUAGAAACUUCUUGCCAUGAUACUUUAUACUGUACACAAGCCAUUUUUUGAAAUAUCGGAGGUGUGGUGAAAAAAUUUGAAUUAGCCCUUUUUAUAGUCAGAUGUAUUAGUAAUUUUCCAAGUCACCAGUAUAGAAAUCUUGAGAAAGAGUGACCCCUCGUGCAUUAAUCACAACAAAAUUUCAUGAAAAUUGCCGGCUUGGUUUAAUUGAGUCUGUACAUGAGGGAUAUUAAAAAUGUGCCCAAUAACAUUGGCUGAGCUCUGCAAACCCGCAAGACCUGUAUAAACUGUGCCCUUUUUUAUUCACGCUUAUUAUGAAAAAUAUAAAACAAACCUUCACAUUGCCAAGAGAAAUGUCCAUUUUUAGAACAGAACGUAUGUAUAAUAUGAAAAUAAAGAAUAAAAUGAUAAUUUGUUAAAGGUUAUUAAAGGUUUAAUGCUUACAAUUUUUACUAUAGAACACUGUUUGUAUACAAAUUUGUUUCGUGUGAUGUCUUUUGACUGGAAAUUAUUUUAUUAGGUGUUAAUUUGAAUGUUGGUAGCUCGAUUAAUUCUUAUCGAGGAAUUCUUAAGUAGCUACUAUAAACAUAUGUAUAAUUUCAUGUCAUGUAAAUUAAUACUUUCCUGUAUAUUGCAUUGAAAUUGGUCAUACUUCAACGGGUUUCCCGAUUAUAUGACUUGAAUGCAACUUUAUCAACUUAAGUUAUUAAAAGUGCAAAUGCAGUCAAAGAUGAACUAUGAAAUUGUUCAUUGAAAUUUAAGCAAUUUAGUUUUCCAAUUAACUUACAAUAAGCCUGAUACUUCUUAGUUUUCUUGUUGUUUACAUGUUGAAUAAUCAUCAGGGUAUAUAUAUUUUAGGUAAUUAAGUUUGUUUGUUUGAAUCUUUUAAUUGCAAAUUUAAAUUGAGAUUAAUAAAAUGAAAUAAAUUUUG
This is a messenger RNA of Ruditapes philippinarum (Manila clam), 2235 nucleotides long. RefSeq names its product protein FAN-like. The record is from RefSeq and is a predicted model, not a curated record. Gene Ontology annotation, molecular function: protein binding. Lineage: Eukaryota; Metazoa; Mollusca; Bivalvia; Venerida; Veneridae.